AACGUCUUCAGUGCAGCACAAACCAGCCCACACACACACUCUGCUACUUCCCGAACCGCACGCAGCAUAAAUAUAUUUUUUUCUCUCACUUUCGAUCAACAAAACAUUUCAAUUAGUGCAGCUAUGCGCCUGUUCUGUGCGCCAGACGGGCUGGAUUUGCAUCAAGAACCGCUGUAGAAUUGAAUGGCCAACGCAGCGAGACGCAGUGUUUCCAAUUUUCUAAUAAAAAAAAGAUAGUUCCGCAAUCGAAGAAACAUGGUGCUAAAGUGUACACUAUCAGUAUUGUUUUGUAGUUUAAUGUUAACGGUUGGAACGAUCCACGCUCAGCUGCUGGACAAUCGGUGCUAUCUGGACGGUGGCGGAUCGGCCGUAAACUUUUUCGCGAACGAGGACAUCACGGUUGGGGCGGUGGUCGGCAGUCUGCGCGUGCUGGGCGACCCGGGCAAGGACAUUGUGCUGACGCUGCGUGAAAAGGACUCGCCCGUGUACAUUGCGCCCGGUACGAAGGAUCUGAUCGUGGCGAAACCGCUCGACAAGGAGGGUCUGAUCGGACCGUCGGCCGUCUUUGUGAACGUGAUUUGUGAGCGCAAGUUUUCCGACGAAGCGGGUAUUAUCAUACCAGUCAACAUACGGGUGACGGACGUGAACGAUAAUGCACCGAUGUGGAUCGGUGCCCCGUACAAGCUAAAUCUUUCGGAAGUGACCGUGAUUGGAACGAGAAUUCUCCAAGGCAUUAGAGCGCACGAUCUUGACCAGCCGGGACCAUACUCGACCGUGGAGUACCAGACACUCCCUGGGCCGUACUCCGACUUUGUCGCCUUCGUAACACCGCUAGAAGGUACGCUGGUGCUGAAGAAAUACAUCGACUACGAAACGGUGCAAAACUUUACGGUCAAAAUACGCGCCCAAGAUCAGGGCAAACCGCCCAAGUACUCCGACACCUACGUCACGAUCCGUGUGCUCGAUUCGGACGACCAGAAUCCCAAGUUUGAUCGCGACGUUUACUACGGCCAGCUGCUCGCCGGGCCCGGGGACGUCAGCAUCACACCGGAAACGAUCCGUGCCGAGGAUCAGGACCGGGGCAUCCGGGCCGACAUACGCUACUCGAUCGUGUCCUCGAACGGUUCGGAAGAUGAGCUGAACUUUGAGAUACACCCAACCACAGGCACGAUACGGCAGAGGCGUGCCCUGCCGCCCGCCCAGGCCCACCACUCGCGCACGAUCGUCGUCAAGGCGACGCAGGUGGACAACCCGGACCGUUACGCACUGACCACCGUCAUACUGGCGCCACCGAAGGGCAGUGAAACGUCACCAAGCGCCAUGAGCGUGCAGCCACCGGUCGGUGGGGCGGAAUUCGUUCGCGGCACGUUCUACGUAACGGUGCGGGAAGAUGCUGCGCCCGGCACGAAGGUGUCCCAGCUGGUCCCGGGUGGCGGUGGCCGGGCCGACGAACCGGUCCGCUUCCGUAUCGUGGGAUCGCCGCUCGCCCAGGAACAGUUUCGUGUCGGUCCGGGUGGUGAGCUAAUGCUUGCCAGGUCGCUCAACUAUCGCCGCACCUCGCAGUACACGUUUGCGAUCGAAUCGAGCUUGCCGGGGGGCGAACGCAACACCAGCACCACGGUCGUGGUGGACGUGCUGCCCGCCAACAUGUGGGAGCCACGGUUCCGCAAGCCGUUCUACUCGUUCGCGAUCGACAAUCCGCUGCACGCCCAGCAGCUGCCGAUGCUGGUCGGUCGCAUCGAGGCGGCCGACGGCGACCGGACGGACGAGCUGUCGUUCGUGCUGAAGGGCAACUACAGCAACCUGUUCCGGGUCGACCCGUACGGCAACCUGUGGCUGGUGUCGAACCGUACCGAUCUGCCGCUAGCGAUGCGGCUGCUCGCCACCGUCACUGACUCGGGCACGCCCCAGAAGUCGGCCACCGUACCGGUGGUGGUGAAGCUGAAGCCCGAGACGGCUUCCCUCACCUCCAACCUGCUCGUGGUGAACAUUGUCGUGGCGUGCGUGCUGGGCGUGCUGCUGCUCGGUGGCUUGGUGCGGUGCGUUUAUCGGCGCCGCAAGCGAAAGGUCUCGUCGGCCGACCAGAUCGGGGGCCAUGGUGCGGGCGGCCACGGUGCGAUACCACCGCUCAAGCAUGGCGUUGAUUCUAGCCGCUUUCUGCUGCAACGGCCCGACCAGCGGAUGCUGGAACGGCCGGGCAUGCAUGCGGGCGGGCGUCUCGCGGCGGACUGUGCCGCUUCCUCCACGCUGGGAAGCGAUAAUCAGGACUUUUUGGAGCACGAGGGAGCAGAAAACCCAAGACGAUCGCAAAUACACAACACCCGAGCGCUCGACCGGGAGGAACUGGCCGGGCAGAAUCUAAACCACCUACUGCUGCAAUGGCAGGAAAAGUACGACGAGAAGAACAACGGCACGGAGGAUAUGUCGAUCGAUGACAAGCUGAUCGUGUACUUCUAAGCCCCAAAACAAAGAGACCAAAGUUUCGCCAGCACCAAACUCAACGAUUCUAACAACUGAAACAUUAGACUGAAAGCUGUGCUUUUGAAAUCACGCUACCUAUUUGUAGCAACCUUGUACUCGAACGCACCCGUUUUUGAACGAAGUCUUGAAGAUUUGCCUUGCCAACAUCUGGUUGUUUGUCCGCGUUUUUGCGCGGCACUUUUCGUCUUUAUUUAUUUUACUCUUAUAGCGAUCGCGCGGUGAUCGUGCACCCAGUUCUGCUCCACUCUAGGGCAAUAAAGCAAACCGUACGUAGCUAGUGGUACUUUGUACAAA
This is a messenger RNA of Anopheles gambiae (African malaria mosquito), 2775 nucleotides long. RefSeq names its product protocadherin Fat 2 (gene Cad96Cb). Gene Ontology annotation, biological process: homophilic cell-cell adhesion. The transcript is spliced from 7 exons. Lineage: Eukaryota; Metazoa; Arthropoda; Insecta; Diptera; Culicidae. Bases 256 to 2457 code for a protein of 733 amino acids. The record is from RefSeq and is a predicted model, not a curated record. Gene Ontology annotation, cellular component: plasma membrane. Gene Ontology annotation, molecular function: calcium ion binding.